AUGUAUAUUCUCUACAAAGAAAAGCUCUGCGUGCAAAAGCUUGUCAGUAAACCAAAUCCAAUACUUCCCUUCAAAUCCGCCGACAUCAACGGAGCCGCCGGCCCCGGCGGCGUUUCCGAGUGCCGGCGGACACCGGCAUUGUCCUCCUCCUCUAACAAAUGUAGCUUAAAUACAGUACUAGAGUUAUUUUUAGGUGUAGAGAUGAAUGAAUACCAGAAAAGGAGGCAGAUGCAAUCACAGCAACAGUUCCCUGGAUGCAUGGGAAGAAUGAUUAAUAUGUUUGAUUUGAGUUCUGGCAUGUAUAGAACUAAGCUUCUGACUGAUAGAGCACACAGAGAUGAUUCUCCAACUCACACAAACAAGUCUAGUUUGGUGAAGAAAAGCCUUGAACCUGUUGGAAUUCAAAUCAGGGACAAACCAAUGAUCAAGGAAAUGAAGAAGAGUUUCUCUGAUAAGAAGUCAUGUGGAACACCUAUGAAAAUGCUUAUUGCCCAAGAGAUGUCGAAAGAAAUAGAGUCUAAUCGGAAGCCGCCCAAUGUUGUUGCCAAACUAAUGGGCCUUGAUACCAUGCCGGUGCCGACUCGUCAAAGGAGCAUACGAGAAAGUUCCUCAUAUAAAGAUGUUUAUGAAGUUCGGCAGCAACCAUCACAAGCCAAUUGUGUAAACGAUCAACGGCAACAGAGGGGAAAACUUAAUGAGCAUUUAAAUCAAAAGAAGGUGGCUCUUGGUCGGCAAAAACUCACAGAAACAAAACGUCUAGCCACUGAUGAAAGUUUUCUUCACUCUAAGCAGUUCCAAGAGGCACUAGAGGUUCUAAGUUCAAACAGAGAUUUAUUCCUCAAGUUUCUAGACGAACCGAAUUCUCUAUUGUCUAAGCAUCUAAAUCAGAUCAAUACCACCACAUCUUCUGACCAGGUCAGGCAUAUUACUGUAUUAAAACCAUCAAAUGCAGUUGAGCCCAAAGUUCAACGUCGAGCAUUUGAAGAAAAUAUACGGAAUAAAGACAACCAUCGCCGGUGCUCUAGUCUUGACCACUUCGAGACUCGGAAUCUAUCUAGCCCAACCAGGAUAGUGGUCUUAAAACCAAGCACUGAAAAACCUUGCGAGUUUAAGACUUUGGCGGCAAACCGAAUCUUUUCACAAAAGUUACUCAAAGAGAAAGGUUUGGACAAUGAUUUGAAUAGUAUGAAUAGCAACCGGAGAGAUGAUUCUCUAUUGUCUUCAAUGUUAUCAAAUGGAUAUAUUGGGGAUGAGAGCUCGUUCAAUAGAUCAGAAAUUGAGUAUGUUGAAGAAGCAAGUGGUGAUUCGGAGAUUGUCACUCCAACUUCACGAUAUUCUUGGGAUUACGCAAACAGGCUCGGUAGUCCUUAUUCUCUUGGACGGGCUUCUUGUUCAUCGGAGUCUUCUGUAAUCUGUGAAGCUAGGAAACGGAUUUCUGAAAGAUGGGUGGCAUCAAAAGGAGUUAGUCAAGAACAUAUGCAAGUCAGGAGUUCAAGCACAUUAGGUGAGAUGCUCGCCAUUGCUGAGGCAAAGAAAGAAGGGGAGACUAGCAGAGAGCUUGAUCUUUCGAGCAACCAGUCAUUUGGUGAAGACGACGACCCAAGGACAUCCACCACCUGUGUGUGUAUUGCUGAGACUAAAGAUGGAGCUAAUGCGGACACAUCGUCAAGAAACUUUUCAAGAUCAAAAUCUGUUCCAGUGACUUCGUCAACUUAUGAUAAAAUUGAGUUGAAUGCAGCUGCCUCAAAACCCAGAAUCAUCAAACCAAAUGCUCAUGAGGAGGAGAUGAAGCCAAAAAGCGGGAAGAUGUCUUUGAAGGGGAAAGUUUCAAGCUUCUUCUUCUCUAAGAACAAGAAGCCUUCCCAACAGAAACUAAUUCCUGAUAUUACUGCUAAGAAAGAUCAUGGUCCUGAAGAGACUAACAGCUCACUACCUUCUGCUACAGUUACCGGUGGGUCAAAAAACAGCAUUGUCUCUGCAAAGGCUGUGCCUUCUCUUGAGAAAUUUAGUGUAUCUGAAACUCCUACCGAGACACUUGAACAGCCUAGUCCUGUUUCAGUUCUAGAAGCACCGUUUGACGAUGAGAGCGGGAUUAGCAUACUCCAAUCUUCCCAGAGUCUUGACACCGGAAAUCUACAAACAUUGUCUAGGUCUGCACCAAUAGAGUCCAUUGCUCGUUCCCUUCCAUGGGAUGACACCUACAUGGAAAGAUCAUCCGGAAAGCGCCUAAAACUUACUGAAGCUGCAUUCAAGGCAGAUGAAGAAGAACAAGAACACUUUAAUUUUGUCCAGAAAUUGCUUUCAUCUGCCGGUUUAGAUGACCAGAGUUCCAAAAUCAUCUUUUCAAAAUGGCAUUCAUUGGAUUGUCCCCUGGAUCGGGUUUCACUAGAUGGUUUCUUUGAUGAGAAAGAAGAAGGGAUUAAAUAUAAGGUGAAUAGGUCGAACCAGAGGCUGCUCUUUGACUGUGUUAAUGCAGCAUUGCUUGAAAUCGGGCAGGCAGCUAUUUAUAAUGCAUACCCACAUGCAAGAUCUUUUGCAGAGACCCGGAAGGAGGCUCCUUCUGGCACAUCAGUAGCAGAAGUAUGGAAACUUGUGAGGGAUAAAUUUUCAGCUCAGGAAGAGUACUCAAGUGAGAUGGAUAACAACAAUGUAUUGAUCGAUCAAGUAGUGAAGAAGGAAGUGGGCGGAAGUGAAUGGACCGAAUUGUUGUGGUGGGAGUUAAAUGAAUUCAGUAAAGAGGUCAGUAAGAAGGUGUUGGAAGAGUUAAUCAGAGAGACUUUAUCUGACUUAACCGAUCCGUGUUUGUGUUGAGGUAUUCCUGUUUCUUCGUUUCUUUUUUGUUUGUAUCAAAGAGUGGCCCCUAUUACUUACCGACAAUUAUGUCGGGGGCUACAAUGAUGAUACAUGUAAUGUUUUGAUGUUCAAGCAUUGUUCAUAGUUGUCAAUGUAAAAUCUUUGAUAUAGUGGAAGUGAAAGUUUUUGUUGUUCAAUGAAAACUCGUGUGUUUCCUCAUUAAAA
This is a messenger RNA of Dioscorea cayenensis subsp. rotundata (Guinea yam), 3018 nucleotides long. RefSeq lists its product as uncharacterized. Lineage: Eukaryota; Viridiplantae; Streptophyta; Magnoliopsida; Dioscoreales; Dioscoreaceae. Bases 1 to 2811 code for a protein of 936 amino acids. The transcript has 8 exons. The record is from RefSeq and is a predicted model, not a curated record.